GCAAACAUCUCCUCUGUGGACGAAGAGGAAUGCGAGAGGCCACCACCUGUGCUACACAGUGGACGGCUGGGAGGAUGUGCCCACACUUGUGAACCAGCGCAGCAAGAUGCAGCGGGGACCGAGCAGUGCUGGGCCUGGCGGUGGAAAAGGGAGGCCCCUGCCCGGGGUCCCUGUGCAGCCCGUAGGCAUCUCUGCUUCCCGGGGCACCAGCCCUCUCCCCUCCCACGGGAAGCGCUCUCUCUGGGUCCCUGGGAGGCCCUUCCUCGCUCUGGUGCUGCUGGUUUCCAUCAAGCAAGUUACAGGAUCUCUCCUUCAGGAGACUACUCGAAAGUGGAAUCAGUACAAAGAGGAAUGUCUGAGAAACUUACUCAAGAAACCUUCUGGCAUAUUUUGUAAUGGAACUUUUGAUCGAUAUGUGUGCUGGCCUCAUUCUUCUCCUGGAAAUGUCUCCGUUCCCUGCCCUUCAUACUUACCUGGAUGGAGUAAAGAGAGCUCAGGAAGGGCCUACAGACACUGCUUGGCUCGGGGGACUUGGCAGACGCUAGAGAACUCCACAGAUAUUUGGCAGGAUGAUUCCGAAUGCUCCAAGAAUCACAGCUUCAAACAAAACGUGGACCAUUAUGCUUUGCUGUCGACCUUGCAGCUGAUGUACACCGUGGGAUACUCCCUCUCUCUUAUCUCCCUCUUCCUGGCUCUCACCCUCCUCUUGCUUCUUCGAAAACUCCACUGCACACGCAACUACAUCCACAUGAACUUGUUUGCUUCUUUCAUCCUGAGAGCCCUGGCUGUCCUGGUGAAGGAUGUUGUCUUCUACAACUCUUACUCCAAGAGGCCUGACAACGAGAAUGGGUGGAUGUCCUACCUGUCAGAGAUGUCCACCUCCUGCCGCUCUGUCCAGAUUCUCCUGCACUACUUUGUGGGUGCCAAUCACUUAUGGCUGCUGGUCGAAGGCCUUUACCUCCAUGCGCUGCUGGAGCCCACCGUGUUUCCUGAAAGGCAUCUGUGGCCCAAAUACUUGCUGUUGGGUUGGGCCUUCCCUGUGCUAUUCGUUGUUCCCUGGGGUUUCGCUCGUGCACACCUGGAGAACACCGGAUGCUGGGCAACAAAUGCGAAUAAGAAAAUCUGGUGGAUCAUCCGGGGACCCAUGCUGCUUUGUGUAGCGGUCAAUUUUUUCAUCUUCCUGAAAAUUCUCAAGCUUCUCAUUUCUAAACUCAAAGCCCAUCAAAUGUGCUUCAGAGAUUAUAAAUACAGAUUGGCAAAAUCAGCGCUGGUCCUCAUUCCUUUAUUGGGUGUUCACGAGGUCCUCUUCUCUUUCAUCACCGAUGAUCAAGUCCAAGGCUUUUCAAAACUUGUACGACUGUUCAUUCAGUUGACAUUGAGCUCCUUCCAUGGAUUCCUCGUGGCCUGGCAGUACGGCUUUGCCAGUGGAGAGGUGAAGGCAGAGCUGCGGAAGCAAUGGGUCCGCUUCCUGUUAGCCGACCACUCAGGCUGCGGAGCCUGGGUCCUGGGGAAGAACUUCCGGUUCUUGGGCAAAUAUCCUAAGAAGCUCUCAGGCAGAGAUGGUGCUGAGAAGCUCGGAAAGCGGCAGCCUUCACUCAGUAAUGGGCAGUUCCUGCACCAGGCCAUGCGGGGUCUGGGGGAGCUGGGCACUCGGCCCCACCGGGGCCAGACAGCCUGGCCCCGGGGUGGUAGCCUGUCUGAGUGCAGCGAGGGGGACUUCACCCUGGCCAACACCAUGGAGGAGAUUCUGGAAGAAAGUGAGAUUUAGGCAGGUGGCUCACCUCUCUGGUUCUAUUCCAGAGGACUCCCAAGAGGGAGGGCCAAGGAAGGAGAUUGUAAAGCAGGACGUUGCUGAGCACAGAAUUAUUUUCUUCCCAUUCAUCAUGCUACUUUGACACCAAGUCUUUCUCAAGGUUCUUCAACGGCCUAUAAAAGGUGCCGUGUAGCCCUUCCAGCUUCUGCUUGCCCUUGUUAUACUAAUAACUCUCACUGAUGUAUUUUUCAGAAUGACCACCAGCCUCUAGGGCGUGGUCCUAAAUUCAAAUGAAUUUGAAUUCAAUUCAUUUCAAGUGAAAGCCCCUACUGUGGUAUACAGUAUGGUUUUCUGAAGCAUGCAGUGUAUGAUAGUCGAAGAAGACAAAGGAAGACCUGUUGUGAAGAGAGGGCCCUGUUAAACAGAAGCCAGCAGGUCUCUUUUCCUUUCCUCCUCCUCGUGGUACGCAGUUUCCUUCUGAGAUUGGGUACGGUACAUAGCAAAUACACUGGAAGCUUUUUAGGGCAAGGCUCGGACUGACACUAUCAUAAAGCAAGAUUCCGAAGGAAGAUCAAGAAUGGAACAUCCUGUGGAAACUGUGUCGAUACCCACAAGUGUCGAAUUCAUAGCGUGUAAAACGUAUGUGUGAGCGGGUCGGGUAUGUUACUGUGAGACUCAGUACUGCUUUAUCUUCCAGGACCACUACAGGUAGUCCUGCCAUACUUACCAAAUAAAAUGCAUGGUACUUGCUGACAUUUGAAUUUCUGACAAACACACUUCUAUCCAUGUAUCCCAUGGGAUGUGUUUUAUUUGAAAUUCAAAUUUAAUCAUACAUCCUGUCUUUUACUGGAAAUGCUCAUAUUUCCAAGGGUACUUUGCAGUGGAGCAAGACCAGUGAGGCACUCAUUUCUGAAAGAAGUCAGUGACCAAGAUAAAUCAUAUUAGAAUGCAAUAUAUUUUAAAAAUUCAAAUGUAUAAACUCCAGCCCACAGAGGAUUUAUAAGAAUAAAGUUCUACUGGAACCAGGAGGAGAUGAGGUUGAGGCCAGAGAGGCCGGCUCCUGCAAGUGAAAGCUGUGAUUCUGACUACCUAAAAUACUGAUUUUCACCAUGGACUUUUUAACAUUAAUUUUGAUUUUUAAAAGUUUACUU
Molecule: messenger RNA, 2904 nt
Organism: Tupaia belangeri chinensis (Chinese tree shrew)
Lineage: Eukaryota; Metazoa; Chordata; Mammalia; Scandentia; Tupaiidae
Gene: GLP2R
Product: glucagon like peptide 2 receptor
Exons: 13
Coding region: 107-1768 (553 amino acids)
Biological process (GO): cell surface receptor signaling pathway; adenylate cyclase-modulating G protein-coupled receptor signaling pathway
Cellular component (GO): plasma membrane
Molecular function (GO): glucagon receptor activity; peptide hormone binding
Source: RefSeq, a predicted model, not a curated record